GUCUCACCCGCUGCAUCCGAAAUUUUUUAAGCGCCUGCAGAAUUUCCUUGCAAUCAGAACACCCUUUUGUUUUUCUUUUCGUUUGCGUAGAAAAUUUAGAUAAUGGCCUUCCAAUUGGACGAUCUACUGAAGGACGACAAGAAAGACGCGAAUUUGAUACCCGAUUUAAGUAAAGCAACGUGCAAUUCUUACGAGGAAUUCCGGCGACUCAAGGAGAACUGUCCGGAGUUUAAGAUCAAACCGGAAAAGGUAAAAAGAGAGGACACGAAGGUUCGCGACAAAGAGUUUUCUUGGAAAGCGACCAAGAAAGAACUCAAAAACAUCGGCAGGGAAUGGGCCUACGGAGAUCCGGUUCCACCAGAUAUGAGGGAAUUGGAUCUACAGGAGUUGCAACAGGUCGCCAUCGAUUGGCGGAUGCUGACUCCGAUAAGACCGAAGCUUCGCCAAGACGAAGAAAUGUUCUCGAGAUUGGUGGAGAUGGGCAAAUUAGAGGCGAAGACCGUGAUGAAAGAACGCCGUUCGCCAACGAGUCCUAUUAGACGGAGUAAGAAUCGCGCGGGGAUAAUCGAAAGCAGCGCGAAAACUUGCAGAGAAUGCGGAGAGGAGUAUUGCUUCGGCGAAUUUUGUGGGGACGUCCUCUACGAUUCCUUCACGAGGGUGACGAUCACCACCCAGCAGUCGAAGAUAAAAAUAUCCGCGGACGCCGAAGCCAUAAUCGCUAAUAUGGACCGUAAGAAAAAGAAGAGGAAAAAGGGGAAGAAAAGAGUUAAGAGCAAGAGCAGAACGUCCAGGAAGUCCGCCAGAUUGUUGGUCAACAGCAAGGCGAGGAGAUCGAUAACGGAUCUUGAAAGCAAACCUGUUAAAGCGAAGACUAGCGGGGGGCAAAGCGAGAAACCUGUGAAACAAUUUAAGAGGAAAUGUAGCAAAUACACGAAGAAAGGCCUUUUACGCAAGUAACAAUAAUUACGAUAUUAAAAUAAAAAUAAUUGGGAAACCUCUGUAGAAAUUGCUUAUCCUCUAAAUACACAUUAUAUAUACACACAUACAUGUGUAUUUGUAUAAUAUGUAAUCCUUAUCGUAUAACAAAUUUCUAUGAAUAUAAAGAAAAAUAUUAAUCUAAUACAACUAAAUGUAUGCGGCAUAUAAAUAUUUGCUAAUCCAUUUAUCCAAGUGUACUUGGUUGGAUAAGAUACGAAUAAAAUUAAGUAGAGAUAAGGAUUGUACAAGUAAAAUACCUAUCUUUAAUAAUGUAAAUUAUCUUCAAGAAACAAAUGAAAAAUAUUCGUUCGCUCGACUAAUAAAAAAAAAAUGAA
Molecule: messenger RNA, 1313 nt
Organism: Temnothorax curvispinosus
Lineage: Eukaryota; Metazoa; Arthropoda; Insecta; Hymenoptera; Formicidae
Exons: 4
Coding region: 103-957 (284 amino acids)
Source: RefSeq, a predicted model, not a curated record